CUUAAUCCAGGAUUAGGACACAGCGGCCCCCUUCCCAAACACAUAGCUAACAGCUGCCAGUACUGGGGUUUAUACACCAUCGGAAAACCCCCGCUCCGGCCCUCACCUUCGCUGCAAAUCUUACAUUCACCGAAAGUUCACAAAUGGCUUGCUCUCUAGUCUCCAAACGCCCUCUCAUCAUCCUCCGUAACUGCCUCAGCAAUUCCACAUGGGCAAGACGAAGUCCCCUUUAUUUGGAUGAUGCCGAUUCACAGUGUCAGUUUGGCAUCUUCCCGAGAAGAUUCAGUGCUGAAGCGCCCGCUUCCGAGCACAUGAAUCUGAUCAAGCAGUUGAGGGAGAGGACCAGUUCUCCAAUCAAGGAUGUCAAGGCGGCUCUCAUUGACUGCAAUUGGGACAUUGAGGCGGCUCAGAAAGAGCUGAGAAAAAGAGGGAAGGUUUUAGCUUCGAAAAUGUCGGCUCGAACUGCUGCUCAGGGUUUGCUUGCGCUGGCGCAGAAUGAGACUAAGGCUGCUGUUAUUGAGCUUAACUGUGAAACGGACUUUGUUGCGAGGAAUGAUAUAUUUCAGUACUUGGCCUCAUCUUUAGCAAAGCUGGCUUUGUCGGUUGAAAAUCCUUCUCUCAGUGCUGCUGGGGUUUCUCCUGUUGGCCCAGAGUAUUUGGAGGACUUGAAGAUGAAUUUUGAUCAUCCAAAAUUUAGUGGAGAAACAACAGUUCAAAAUGCAAUUAUAGAAGUGGCCGCAAUGAUGGGUGAGAAUGUAAGACUCAGAAGGGGUUUUCUGAUGUCUACAGAAAAUGGCAUUGUUUCUACCUAUCUCCAUUCAUGUCCCCGACCAGGUUUGGGCCGCAUUGCUGGAGUGCUAUCUCUUGAAGCAGAGGACCGGCCCUCUUCAUCAGAUGCUCUCCAGCGUGUUGGAUCAGAAUUGGCAAUGCAUGUAGUAGCAGCAAAACCAUUAUUUUUAACAAGGGAACUUGUUUCUUCUGAAGCCAUGGAGAGUGAACGUGAAAUUCUCAAGUCACAGGCAGAAUCUACAGGGAAGUCUCAGCUGGCCAUAGAGAAAAUGGUAGAAGGUCGUCUGAAAAAAUAUGUGGAGGAAGUAGUUCUGAUGGAGCAAAAGUUUGUUGUAAAUGAUUCUAUUAAUGUAAAGACAGUAUUGAAUAAUCUAUCAAAGGAAGUGGGGUCAUCUGUGAAGAUUGGGAGUUUCUUCAGAAUGGAAGUUGGAGAAGGAAUUCAGAGGGAAGGAACAUCCAGUUCAUCUGAACCUGUGGCUCAGGCUGCUUAAUUGAGAUACCCUGUUGUGCGGUCUGGCGAAAUUUCCUGACCAGAGUUUAGUUUCAAAGAUUUUGCUCCACAGCUCAGACCAUUGCGCUCUACUUGUUUGAUUCUAAAAAUGUUUUUCCACAUAGGCAUGAUAAUUACUUACACUGCAAUGCAUAAACCAAAGCUGCCUAGAAAACCUGAUGGUUUAAGGCUUUUUGAAUAGUUUUGGAGUUAUUAAAAUGCUACCUACAUUCCCUGACGACACUAGUAUCAAUUUUUUUGCUGACAAAAACAAUAAUAUGUUACAGUCUUCGCGUUU
Messenger RNA from Vitis riparia (riverbank grape), 1577 nucleotides. RefSeq names its product elongation factor Ts, mitochondrial. The record is from RefSeq and is a predicted model, not a curated record. Gene Ontology annotation, biological process: mitochondrial translational elongation. Gene Ontology annotation, molecular function: protein binding; translation elongation factor activity. The coding region runs from base 144 to 1280 and encodes 378 amino acids. NCBI's taxonomy places the organism in Eukaryota, Viridiplantae, Streptophyta, Magnoliopsida, Vitales, Vitaceae. The transcript has 8 exons. Gene Ontology annotation, cellular component: mitochondrial matrix.